Molecule: messenger RNA, 3105 nt
Organism: Mollisia scopiformis
Lineage: Eukaryota; Fungi; Ascomycota; Leotiomycetes; Helotiales; Mollisiaceae
Product: muts domain V
Exons: 3
Coding region: 76-3012 (978 amino acids)
Biological process (GO): mismatch repair
Cellular component (GO): nucleus
Molecular function (GO): ATP binding; ATP-dependent DNA damage sensor activity; mismatched DNA binding
Source: RefSeq, a predicted model, not a curated record
UACCUAGGUAACUCGCACAAUCUUUCUCUCUAAACUGCACCUUCCGUCGUCGCUCUGCCUUGGCGAAAAGCUCUGAUGCUUGUCUCAUCUCGACCAAUUCGAGUUGUUAUACCUCGCUCUACUGUCGCGAAACGUCACCUUCGAUGUCUUCAUCAAGCUAGUCGGCCUCGGCCACAGCAUGCGGCGCCUUCAUCUCAAGUUUGGCGAGUCCCGAAAAGGGGUAAGAGGACUCAAACUUCCCUCAAUCUGCAUGACCUGCCACAAAGCUCCAGGCAUUUGGAGUCUAUCGACAAGGGUAAAGGCAUAGGAGUCUCUCAGGAUGACCAGGACCAAAACCAGAUCGCAACUCCACUAGAACCUUUAGUCCUGCAAGAUGACACUCCAUCGUAUCCAACCGUGAUAUUGCAAGCACGGAAUAACAUGCGCAAAUUCGAAAACUGCGUUUUGUUAACACGUGUGGGUGGUUUCUACGAGAUGUACUUUGAACAUGCCGAGCAAUAUGGACCUCAAUUAAACUUGAAAGUGGCCGAGAAAAAGACCAGCGCAGGUCUGGUUCCCAUGGCUGGAUUCCCAAUUUUUCAACUUGACCGCUAUCUAAAAAUCCUUGUUCAGGACUUUGAUCGCUAUGUGGCGAUAGCUGAAGAGUUUCCAAACGACGCAUCUGGACAAGUCAAAGCUGGGGGCUUGAUGCAUGACCGACGCGUGUCUAGAGUCGUCACUCCCGGUACUCUGAUUGACGAGAACUUCAUGGACCCUUUCAGCAAUAAUUAUGUUCUGGCUAUUUAUCCGAGCAAUAAUUCACAAGACAAUCUCAAUCGCCAACAUCCCCAGGUAUCUAUUGGCCUAGCCUGGCUCGACUUGUCUACCGGUCACUUCUUUACUCAGUCUACCACCUUGACAAUGCUUCCUGCCUUGUUGGCGCGUAUAGGGGCACGAGAGAUUGUCCUGGCCGAAGAUCUCAAGUUCUCAAAGGACCAUGAGAUUUUCAGCGUUUUGGGCGACGACCACAGUCUGAUUACCUAUAUAGACGUGGCCGCAACGAAACCUUUAUCAGAAUGGGCACCCAUGUUAGAAUCGCCGGUUUCUCCGCGCCUAGCUGCCGAAUUUACAGAUCAAGAGAUAGGAGCAGGCAGUAUUCUCAUUCAGUACGUUGAAAGUCGAUUACUUGACAGCAAGAUGAAACUACAACCCCCUUCACGGCAGCUAGACGUAAUGGGUAUUGAUAAGAAUACCAUGCGAGCACUGGAAGUAAGGAGGACUAUGAGAGAUGGUUCUUCGAAGGGCAGCCUGCUCCAUACAAUUAGAAGGACUGUUACCAAAGGUGGCGCGAGGUUGUUGGAGCAUUGGCUCUCUUCCCCGUCAACUUCGGUUGAUGUUAUUGAUGCUCGACUUGACUUAGUAACAUACAUGUUGAAAAAUGAAAUACUGCGAGAGCGAUUACUUAUACUCUUGAAACGAAGUCACGACUCGCAUCGCCUCUUACAGAAAUUCGCCUUUGGGAGAGGGGAUGCAGAUGAUCUUCUAGCGUUAACGAGCGCUGUAUUUGCGACUCGAGAUCUCGUGUCAACUUUGCAGCAAAGUAAUAGCGAGGAGUCAUGUGUCCAGAAUAUGAUAUCUCGCAUCAACCUCGAGGGCCCUAUCGAUCUAGCAAAUUCAGUUAGAGAGGCCAUAGAUGAAGAUGGGCUGGUACAGCAGCAUCGCAUGGAAGACAGCCAGGCGGGAGAGAUGCAAGCUCUGACACAGGAGGUCGUUACUUCAGAAGGGUCAAGCGAGGAUUGGAAUGUUCUUCCAAAAUCGGCCCGCAAGAAGAAGCCGGCCUCUCUGAAAGAGCUUUAUGCCAACGAACAGGAGGUAUGGGUUAUGAAACCAUCAGCCAGUCCUCUCUUGAAACGUCUCCACGAAGCCCUUGCGACAUUAGGUACGGAAAAAGAGGAUUUGAGCAAAACGCUGGGCACGCAGUUCGGUGCUUCUACCCUCACCCUGCGCCAUUCACCCGGCUUAGGGUAUAUAUGCCAUGUGAAAGGUAAAGAUAUGAAACUUGAUCUUUCUACCCUUCGAAGCGUCAGUUCCAGCAAGAGCACAAAGUCGUUCCACCACCCUGAAUGGACUCAUCUCGGAGAGCGAAUCGAUCAAUGCAAGAUCCACAUUCGAGCCGAAGAGCAACGAGUUUUCAACGACUUACGGGAGCAAGUUAUCCAUAAUAUCGUCAAGCUGCGACGGAAUGCUGCGGUCCUUGAUGAAAUCGAUAUAGCUUGCUCCUUUGCAGGACUUGCAGCAGAACGACAUUGGACACGACCAAUUCUAAACCAGACUCAAUCGCACAAAAUCGUUGGGGGCCGUCAUCCCACCGUUGAAGGGGGUCUAGAAGAAGAGGGACGGACAUUCGUAGCAAACGACUGCUUCGUCGGAGAUGCCCAGCAAACGUGGUUUAUCACCGGUCCCAACAUGGCAGGCAAGAGCACAUUUCUACGACAAAACGCACUGAUUACAAUUCUUGCACAAAUCGGCUCCUAUGUUCCAGCCGAGUACGCCGAGCUUGGGAUCGUGGACCAGAUUUUCAGUCGAGUCGGGUCUGCAGACAAUUUAUACAAAGACCAGUCGACUUUCAUGGUGGAGAUGCUUGAAACAGCAACUAUCCUCAAACAAGCAACGCCAAGGUCAUUUGUCAUAAUGGAUGAGAUUGGGAGAGGAACAACAGCAAGCGACGGGACCGCCGUGGCAUUUGCGUGUCUGCAUCACUUGAAUACGGUGAAUAAAUGCAGGACUUUGUUCGCAACACACUUUCACGACUUAGCAGAUCUGCUCGAAGCGGAUGGUAUUAAUAGUGUGGGGUUUUAUUGCACAGACGUUCAAGAAGACAGGGAGGGAGGUGGGUUCAGGUAUGUCCAUAAGUUGAAGGCGGGAGUCAAUAAACAGAGUCACGCUCUCAAGGUUGCGAGGCUAGCUGGACUGCCUGAAGAGGCGAUUGCUGCGGCAAGACGAGUUUUGGAAAAGAGUGUAGAAUCUGUGUAAGAUGAUUAGUUGUGAUUCUAGAUAUCCUGUACACAUAACGAGAGAUUGUAAUAUUAAGAGCAGUCAGGAAAAAAUUAGAGUUGUUGUUUUUGG